Molecule: messenger RNA, 755 nt
Organism: Trematosphaeria pertusa
Lineage: Eukaryota; Fungi; Ascomycota; Dothideomycetes; Pleosporales; Trematosphaeriaceae
Exons: 4
Coding region: 151-420 (89 amino acids)
Source: RefSeq, a predicted model, not a curated record
CCCGCCUCUUCUCGCCCGCCGUCAAACCCUUACCAAGGGCCGCUGAACUCCUCGCCGCUCGCGCUCUCGACGCCCGCGUCUUUUGAGGCGAAUCAGCGCCUCCGAUAAGCGCCAUAGUCCGGUUGUCGAAGGAUCGAGAAGUGGCCCACCAUGGUGAAGCCUCUGGUAUCUGCCAUGAAUGCGUGGACAUGCAUGGUCGUGUCCAUAUUCGCCAUCGUCAUUCUCUCCAUUAUUGGGUCGCUGUUCAAAUCGAAUAGCCACAUGGUGAUGGGAUCAGACGAGGAUCCAAAGGACGGCGGUGCUGUCGCAGGCGCGGUGUUCGGAGCAGUAAUCAUAUAUGCAGGCUUCUUCGUCUUCUGCGGUUUCCAAGCCCUCCUCCACCUGCGCGAAAGCCGACGCGGCGCGAUAAGCCUAUCAUGAGCCCUCCAUUCAUCGUACCCUCCUCUGCAAUCACCCAAUCUACCACACACUGAAAUUCUGAGACUGUCCAAGUGGCAUAGUCUCACACGUCACUACAGCUUACGUCAUCACAACUUUCCUAGCUCUUACCGUGCUUCUGGACAUAGCGAAGUAGGAUCUUUGUACUUGUUUAGAACAUAUGGGCGUUUGAUUAGCAGCAUCGGCUUCAUUACUUGGCAUGGCAUAGGAUCUGUACCUGCCUUGGCUUGGCGCGACUAUAUGCGAGCAAUAAACUUACUCCCAUGACAGAAUUUCCCAAUAGUUCGUGCUUCACGACCUCUUUUAAAACCCCACAC